Molecule: messenger RNA, 1453 nt
Organism: Macadamia integrifolia
Lineage: Eukaryota; Viridiplantae; Streptophyta; Magnoliopsida; Proteales; Proteaceae
Product: chaperone protein dnaJ 10-like
Exons: 7
Coding region: 57-1004 (315 amino acids)
Source: RefSeq, a predicted model, not a curated record
CUUUUGACAAUGUUCCUUGCAGUGAAGCAUUCAUUGAUCCAGCUGCGAUUUUUGCAAUGCUCUUUGGGAGUGAGCUCUUUGAGGAAUACAUAGGCCAGCUUGCAAUGGCAUCGAUGGCUUCACUUGAUAUUUUCACAGAAGGGGAACAGUUUGAUGCCAAAAAACUACAAGAGAAAAUGAGGGUUCUUCAGAAGGAAAGAGAAGAGAAGCUUGCAGAAAUUUUAAAGGAUCGACUCAAUCAAUAUGUACAAGGAAACAAGGAGGGUUUUAUUAGUCAUGCAGAAGCUGAGGUAUCAAGACUUUCUAAUGCAGCUUAUGGAGUUGAUAUGUUGAAUACGAUUGGUUAUAUAUAUUCAAGGCAGGCAGCUAAGGAGCUUGGGAAGAAGGCAAUAUAUUUGGGAGUGCCAUUCAUAGCUGAGUGGUUUAGAAAUAAAGGCCACUUCAUUAAAUCCCAAGUAACAGCUGCAACAGGUGCAAUUGCUUUGAUUCAAUUGCAAGAGGACAUGAAACGGCAGCUCAGUGCAGAGGGAAAUUAUACCGAGGAAGAGCUUGAAGAAUACAUGCAGUCUCACAGAAAAUUGAUGAUUGAUUCUUUGUGGAAGCUUAAUGUUGCUGAUAUUGAAGCCACUCUUUCCCAUGUUUGUCAAAUGGUACUCCAAGACAACUCUGUGAAGAGAGAGGAACUCCGUGCUCGUGCGAAGGGAUUGAAAACUAUGGGGAAAAUCUUUCAGAGGGUUAAAUUGGCCAAUGUGAAUGAGAAUGAGGCUGCAUUUAAUAGUUCAAUCCAUAAGCUUGAUGACACUGAACGUAGUUAUGAUGCUAGUUCUCCUGAUACGUCCCUAAAAUCUCUGGCUCCUGAACAACCAUGUGAUAUGACUAGUGCACUAAAGAUCCCAUAUGUGGAGGCUCCCCAGUUUGCAGGUGUGCAGUAUAACGAUAACUUCCCAAUGCCGACAGCACCUCCUGGUGCACAAAGAUAUCCUCCAUCUACUGGCACAGAAUGAAGUUACGGUGUUUUAUCACAUUGUGACUUGCUUGUAAUAUAACACCACAAGUAAGUUUCUGUGGUGGAGGAAGCUGAGAGCUCAUUCAUUUGAUGCUUUUGUUUGUAACGAGUAGAGUGAUGGUGGAUUUCAUGCCUGCCUCUAGAUAAUUGGGCAUGUUCAGAAGCUUAGAUGUAUCUUCAUGGAAAUGUUGCAGGCACCAUGUGCCUACCUUAGGGGAAAAGAGGGGGUGAGGGAGGGUUUAAAUAACUUUCAACUUCACAGGCUAGAUAAGGUUGGAGUUGGUUUAUCUUAUUUUCUGCUGCUUAUUUAUGUUCUUUACAUUCAAUCUCUGGCUCCACCUUGUAUAUCUGAGGUUUCCAGUUUGGCUUGGCUUGAGUUUCAGCACUUGAUACAGUUGUAUGGGAUCACAUAUUAUAUGAUGAAAAUGAGUCCUGUUUGUUGUAUAA